CAUUUUUUCGGACUUUGCCCUGAUUGAUGACUUCAAGGAGGCAAUUUGCUCAUCAUUAGAGGAUUACAACAAGCAAAUUGAACAACUAAAACAGGAGAUGAACGAUGCAACACACGGUGCUGAUAACAUUAGAAAUGAUAUCAGUGCACUUGCUCAACGAUAUGUUGUCAUUGAUUGUGACGAGGACUGUGGCGUUUGUCAAAGGAAGAUUCUAACUGCAGGUUGGGACCAUUGGAUGGCUAGGGGUUAUAGGCCAGUAGGUGCAAUGGCCCCUUUCUAUGUCUUUCCAUAUGGACAUGCCUUCCAUGCUCAAUGCCUGAUUGCCCAUGUCACAAGGUUUACCCACCGAGAUCAAAAUCUAUUCUAGAUCUUCAAAAACAACUCACUUUAUUGGGAGGUCAAUCCAAGAAGGAGUCUAAUGGUACCUUAAC
Messenger RNA from Camellia sinensis, 431 nucleotides. The record is from RefSeq and is a predicted model, not a curated record. Lineage: Eukaryota; Viridiplantae; Streptophyta; Magnoliopsida; Ericales; Theaceae.